AUGUUGAUUUACAAAGCUAACAAGCACCUCCAGAGACUGCUGUCUCCAUUUAAACGGCGGCGGUAUGGCGAUGUUUCCGCGGGGAAAACCUCCCGACUGGUUUUGGGCAUCGAGACGAGCUGCGACGACACCGGAGCCGCCGUGCUCAGCGAGGAAGGCACUAUACUGGGAGAGUCACUACACUCCCAAAAAGAGGUGCACCUUAGGACGGGCGGCAUCAUCCCCGCUGUGGCCCAGCAGCUCCACAGGGAGCACAUUGAACGUGUCGUCCAAGAAGCGUUGGACCACAGUGGUGUCGACCCGGGCCAGCUAUCGGCCGUGGCCACCACGGUGAAGCCAGGCCUGGCUCUGAGCUUGGGCGUAGGCCUCAAAUUCAGCCUGGAUUUCGUCAGGCGCCAUCACACACCCUUCAUCCCCAUCCACCACAUGGAGGCCCACGCCUUGACUGUCCGCCUGCUCCAGCCCGUCUCCUUCCCCUUCCUGGUGCUGCUCGUGUCAGGUGGCCACUCGCUGCUUGCCGUCGCUCGCGGCGUGGAUGAUUUCCUUCUGUUGGGUCGCACUCUGGACGAAGCUCCAGGUGACACUCUUGAUAAGGUGGCUAGACGUCUGUCACUCAUAAAGCACCCGCGCUGCUCCACCUUGAGCGGAGGACAAGCCAUCGAACUACUGGCAAAGGACGGCGACCGCUCGAGGUUUCCUUUCAAAACGCCAAUGGGGCAAACGUACGACUGCUGCUUCUCUUUUGCCGGCUUACGAAAUCAAGUUACCAUGACGAUAGAAAAAAUGGAAGCAGCAGAAGGAAUCGAUCGUGGAGCUCUGUUGUCCUGCGUGAACGACAUUGCAGCCGCGACGCAGCAUACGGUCGCGUGCCAUCUGGCCAAGCGCAUGCAUCGCGCCAUCUUGUUCUGUAAGGCCAACGGGCUGCUGCCGUCACUCGCGCCCACACUGAUUGUGUCCGGCGGCGUUGCGAGCAACGAGUACAUCCGUAGAGCUCUGGGCGUCAUCACCGACGCGACCGGCCUCCACCUGGUCUGCCCUCCCGCCAAAUUCUGCACUGACAACGGCGUGAUGAUCGCGUGGAAUGGUGUUGAACGACUCAGGGAAGGGAAAGGAAUCCUGCCUCCCGACGCGGACGUUAGCUACGAACCAAAGGCACCACUUGGUGUUGACCUCACGUCACAAGUGAAGGCAGCGGCCAUCCCAGUCCCGCGAAUCCGGAUGAACAUUUAA
Molecule: messenger RNA, 1230 nt
Organism: Nerophis lumbriciformis (worm pipefish)
Lineage: Eukaryota; Metazoa; Chordata; Actinopteri; Syngnathiformes; Syngnathidae
Source: RefSeq, a predicted model, not a curated record